This is a messenger RNA of Pocillopora meandrina, 11991 nucleotides long. The record is from the annotation of a GenBank genome assembly. NCBI's taxonomy places the organism in Eukaryota, Metazoa, Cnidaria, Anthozoa, Scleractinia, Pocilloporidae.
CAUCACCAUUGUAACGAAAGAUAUCGAAUUUGUGGAAAUCUAUUGUUCUCGAAUUCGUGCAAGUAAGGGAGUUUUCCCGCAGAGCAAAGGGUCAUUCUCGAUUUGAUUGUUCUUGAAGUUACCAAAAUUAUCGACAAUCUUUCACGUUUUGCGCUCGAGAGUGUUUUUAUUGCGUGGGUUUUGAAAAAUUCUUCCCGUCUCGUACCUCAAGCUAACGAGGAUUGGAUAGGAUUGUACAUGCCAGAGCCAAGGUCAAGGUACUUCAUAUUGUCGCAGCAAACAAGGGAUAAGUUAUUUUUCAUCUGCAUCACCUGUACUAUAGCGACCUAAAUCAGUCAUGAACUACAUAGAAGACUACGUGGUUUUCGUGUUGUGCCUUUUGCUCCCAAUCGCCGUGGGAUUCUUCUUUGCCUGCCGAGGACAAAGGCCGAAAACCACAACAGAAUUUCUCUUCGCGGACAAGAAUUUAAGAAGCUGGAUUUUGGCGCUGUCACUUGUGGCUAGCUAUUUUUCGUCGGUUCUUCUUCUUGCUUCAGUAGCACAAGUGUUUUCAUUUGGACUGCAGUACAUCAUUUUCGCUCUGUUCGCUUACUGGUUUGUCGCGGCUGUUUCUCAUGUUAUCUUCAUUCCUAUGUUUCACCGAUUGCAAGUUACGUCAGUCAACGAGGUAAGUUUGUGGUUAUGUAACAUUAAUUCCGAGUUAUGUCUGGCGUUUGAAAAGCUUCUUGGCCCUUUUUCGUUAUAGUCUCGAUAGACAUCGCGAGGUAACAUGCAUGUUAUGAGAAAACACAGGAUCAGAUAUUUCCUUAAGGGAAAAGAACCGAUACUUAGAUCACCCUUAAGUCGUGCAGCUUACCAUAUGCAUGAAAUAAUUAAAUUUUAAGUGUGAAAGGAAUUAGUAACUAGCUCGCUCAGUUUAUAGAAUCUUCCAUGAAUCGGUAUUGUUGUGAUUUUCUUUCUUGCUUUCGCCGGCAGUUAGAUUUGUGUGUUUUAUUAUCAUCAGAGCUUAAGUUCCGAGUCGCAAAAUUUUACCAUGAAAAAACCAUCUUAAUCAAAUUAUCAUUUGCUGUCAAGAGGACCUGACCUACGUUUAAAUAUGAGAGCGCGCAAUAAAAAAGAGUAACUGAUAUUUUGCACACUCUGUACACGUGCAUAGAAUCAUUAUAGAAAGGAUAGUAAAUGCAGAUGUACAAUACUAGACGAAUACCACAAAUAUUUUUCUUCAUGAAUAGAGGAACUUGUUGUUGUUACCGCCGAUGUCAAUGAGAUGUUUUUAAAUUUUUCUCUUUAGCCGAUUAUUCUGAAACGUCUCAUUUACUCCAAAACCCUAAUCCAUCCCUUUAAGUGUCUGUAGACAUAUUAAAAAGGAAUUUGGUAUUUUGCGAAAAUUUUACCUAUGAGUCUUUCGUGUUUUUUAGAGCCCUAUGAAGUCUAUCAUUUUGCGAUAGAAAUUUGAGUAAAAGGCUACCACAAUGGAGUGAUGAAAUAACGUGACCAGACUUUAGAUUCGAUGUUUAAAAUCAUUAAUGCCAUUCUUAUCAGGAGAAAUAACAAAUUUACGGAAUCGAAAUUUAUGUGAGAAUGGUUAAACGAACUUCAUGUAUUGUCUAAAUUACAUCUUUUAGAAUACACGAUUCGUAGUUUUCGAAACUAAGGUUUCUUGAUUUCGAAAAAAAAAUAUGCUGGAAUUCAGUAAACAUGAUGUAGUUUGAGUUUCGAAAGCCCUCCAUUUUAUCCCUAAUUUCCUUCGAGCUUCACUCUUGAUCCAAGAACAAACCCAAAAUGAUUAGAGAGGUGAUAAAAUCACCUUUUCUGAUUUACUUGCGGUUUGUCCUCAAGAAAUUAUGGUUUUUCAUAAAAUUGAAGAUAGAGCAAGGUAUUCAAAAAUUUAACGUCCCACGCCAUGUGGGCAAUAAUCAUUGAUACGUGGGGUACCUCACGCAAUGUUAUGCAGUCUUUAUCGCUUACGGUCAAUACAGUCGCCGUCAAAAGUAGCUUAAAUUUAGAGAGAAAAACUAAGGAAAGGACAAGAAAAAGUGUUGAUAACUAAAUUUUAGAAAGAUGACAUUGAGGUAAAUUAAGAUUAUAGUGAAAGUAACGUCGGGAAUCAAAGAACUUGUUUGUUACGUGCCCUUGUUUUUGCUAUUUAAUAGACUCGUUUAAUUUAUUUAUCAAUUCAUUCACGUAUUAAACAAUAAAUUAGAUUUGUUUUUGUCCGUGCAGUGCGCCCUUUCUCUUUAUUAAGAACUAAUAAAAAUUUUCCCCUUAAAAAAUUUUUUAGAAGUCUGUGGAGUUAGAAUUGGUAACAAAAUGCGGAAGGCAAGUUCUGCUAUUGCUCAACACAUCUUGAAGGGGUAAUAUUCUAAAUUUAACAAUUUCGCAAAACCAUUUACUCUUUUUCCUUUAGUACCUAGAGGCGCGGUUUUCCGGUGGCGUCCGGUAUGUGGGGGCAAUCCUCUUCACUGUGACCUAUGUAAGUAAAGUCAGAUUUACUUUAUUUCUUGAAUCCCUGCUCUGACAACGGAUGAAAUUGGGAGCGAAUUUGAAUGUAUUCCCGUCACGCAAUACGGAAAGACGUGACUGAAGACGUUAAUUAUAUGACGAUAUCAAACCUUACAGAAAUCCAAAGCGAUCAUUUACGGUUGGAGCUCUUUUACUUGAAACGCUACGUAAACUUUUAUGUUCUUUACCAGAAAAAGUCAAACCUCCAUAAACAGAAAUCUUAAAAUGUGCUUUGAUAAGCAGUCUUUGCAGACAUUUAAGUUAAGGUCAAAGUGAAAAUGAAACUUUUUGUUUUGCUGCUGUAUAGAGCCUGUACUUAUGUCUGGUCGUGUACAUACCCUCACAGGCCAUCAAUACGGGUAAGGAGCUGUUAAUAUUAAAUGGCAUGGGUAUUGAAUUAGAUAAACAGGAAAUUUGUUGAUGGAAAGUUAUCGAAAAAAAAUGAAACGAUUUAAAAUAACGAUGUUAUGAGGAUUUCUUGGAGUGUCUCUGAAUCGCACAUCCGAAGUUUUUCUAAAACAGGUUUCUAUGUGUAUAAGUGCACUUUUCAUAUCCUAGUAAAAUCUUGUUAGUGCUAUCGUUAUUUCAUCUUUUACUGUUUCAUAUUCCUAGUUGCUGGAGUUCCGUUAGCAGUCGGCAUCGUCUGCACGAGCGUCGCCUGUACACUGUACUCUGCAUUGGUGAGUUUAGAGACCCUUUCCUUCUACCUUUGUAACAGUGACCAGCUUCUAAUUUUUUCCUCACAAUGUCACUCCUGAAUCACACAAUAAGGUCACGAGAACGGAGGAAAUGAUUGUUAAAUAAAGAAGCUCUUGAUAGUUGAACAAAUUCUCCUUGUCAGCACAUCAAGGAAUACAAAGAGGACAGUAUGGAGAAAAUGCAUACUGAUGUUAGGGGAUAAAGGUUAAAUUGACGAACAUAACAAAAAUAAUAACAUGGUCCAGAUAGUAAGUAGUGAAAUUUCAGUCAAUGAACUCAUUAUAUUGAAGAAAUAUCAGAGCGAAAUUGUUUUUUUUUUUUUUUUUUUUUCCUCUGGGAUUGUGGCUCUCCGAUCAUAUAAUCUGUAAUUUUUUUCGUAUUCGAACCCGUAUUAAAAAAAGAAAAAAAAAAGACUGUUGCGUAGAUAAGAAAGAUAACUAAAAUACAAUCAGAUAAUAAACGAUAUUUCAUUUGUUCGUUUAUCUUUCCUGUGCGUGUACCAAAUCAUGUAAGGUUUUUCAUUUCUAGUGAAAUUAUUUUUAGUUGCCAAUUUGAAGAAGUGUUUAAUUAAGUCGAUUGAGGUUUCCUUUCUCGGUUUGAAUGACACAAGUUGACUCGGAGGUCAAACUCCGGUUAAUUGUUUUAAUGUGCACAAGCACGUCCACUAAACACUGUCCAAAGUACAGCUCUUUAGCAUAUCAGCUAAAUCCACAGACAAUCAUUGCCAGUAAUCUUGAUUGACCUGGCAAUACGCCGCCGAUUUCACGAGUCAACAAAUAACAAAGACUUCCGCCCACAACCUUUUUUUCACUUAGUCACAAAAAGAAUACAUAUGAAAAUAUUUACCUUGGAGGUCGCGAAAAAUAUUGAGGAAACGAAAGACUGAAAAUGCGAAAUUUAUCAUAUCCAGGCAAGCCCCUGAACUGAAAUAUCUGGCUGUUAGGAAGGUGUUUAAGUCAAAUCGUUCUUAGCACAAAAAGGAAGUAGAUCACGGCUUUUGAAUAUCGAAAGCCGCUGCCUGUUUCGAUUAAAAUUUUUCUAGUUUCGUUAUUUGAAUUACAUGUUGAUGUUCACCAAUGUACACGGAUCUUUCCUCGCUCCUCCUUGGAUUACACUCACCUCAUUAGAGUCCCGUACCUCGCUAAAUUAUCAUAUUGAUCUAAGGUUAAAUAAAAUAUUGUGAAAUUAUAAUGUAAAUAUUUUGAACUGUUAAGAGAGCACUGGAGAAAAAUCGUACAAGAUCACUGGAAAAAAUGGUACUAUAAAGCUAAAAAUUACAUUACUUCUAAAAAAUUACUCCUUCUGAAAGUAGUUACCGAUCGCCAAAAAUAAGAUUCUUUCAAUUUUAAAAUCAGAAACCAAUUUUCUUCUCUCUUGGUAUUGAGUAACAUGUAAACUGAUGUUGCAUUUGUUUAUUCAUGGUAACUGUUUUGUUUUGGUUUGUUUUGUUUUGCUUUUUUUUACAGGGAGGCUUGAAGGCGGUGGCGUGGACAAACGCGUUUCAUGUGAUUCUUAUGGUGACUGGACUGGUCACGCUGUGCAUUGUGGGUACGAACACCGCAGGAGGCUUUGAUCAUGUGAUUGAAGUCAACAAAGAUCGAAAGCGAAUGCUGUUAUUUGAGUAAGAAGCAUAAGAUUCGGAGAUCUCUGAGAUUUAUGAAUUUCUAAAUGCUUCUUAUUUAUAUUUGCGUCUUUCCUCUGGCAGUUUCAACCCAAACCCCACAGUUCGUGAUACUUUCUGGACUCUUUCCAUUGGCGGAGCCAUCACUGUCAUACCUGUGUGGACGGUCAAUCAGACAGCAGUUCAGCGGUAUAUCUCCAACAAGUGUGUCGGCCUGGCUAGGAGGUAAGCUCUGAGAAUUUAACAGUUCCAGUCUUUUCCCAUCCCUCUGGGCGAUGCAUCUAUUACUUGGAAAUUUUCGCGCCAACUCAACCAAUUAUAUGAAGAUAUGGAAAUUUCAAACUGACGCGACUUAGCUUUCCUUUGCUUCCACCUGUUAACGCUGAACUACAUUCGCUCGUUACUACGCGUCGUAUCGUUGUAAGAUUCUUCGUUUACCUUAAAACCCUCUUAGAGAAAUUUUUCAUUGGAGUGUCGGCAGAAGUCCCGGAUUGCUUUGGUUUAACCUAACUUUGCUCUGCGAUUGGUUCAGAAAAUUCGCGCCAUCCUCUCAACUAAUUGGAUGCAUAUGUAAAAACAAUCGUGAUUUGGUCAUUCGCGUUUUACCGCGCUUCAUGCAAUCAGUUAGCUUGUUUCCACUUUGAGUUCUCAUUGGCUAAUGUAAACCUUUGUUCUGAUUGUUGCUGUGAUUACUGUGGUUUUGGUUUUCGAAACUCAAUUAGAAACAAUUCAUUGUAAAGUUGCCUGAGCAAUCGUGAAUUCCCGCGCUUCAGGGUAAUUAUCUAAGUGUACUUUUUGAUUUAUGUGGUAGAUCAACUAUUGACGUUUUCUUGUUACCACAUUCACUACAAAAGAUACUCUUAUUACCAUCCACAUUCAGUACAAAAGAGCCCUAGGAUAAUAUGAACUUACAGUAGCGGCUUUGAUUCAGUUAUACAUGUAAUUAAUAUACUUGACUGCCUCAGCAACAUCCUCAAAUAAGAACUUCAGACGCUAUAGUACUUUUAACAGAUACAAAUCGAUUUGAUUUUGCAGGGCCGUUUGGAUCAGUGUGCCAGUGCUUAUAAUCAUAACAGGCUUAGCGUGUAUAACCGGUCUCAUCAUGUAUACUGUGUUUGCCAACUGUGAUCCUUUGAUGACAGGAGCAAUUCAACGCAGUGAUCAGGUACUGAAAAAUACUUUAUAGACACUUGCAGAGGUGUUAACAAGGAGAUGAAUUACAAAUCUCAAAUAUUAGCCCAGAUAUAUUGAGUUUGUUUCAAAUUAGACAAAAACACUAAGGGCAUUUGGUGAUAAAGAGAAUUUGCGGCCUAAUAGUUAACGUCCAGGACUCCAAAUCGAGAGGCGUCUUGGAGAGCUCAAUAGAGAUCAUUCCCACUCAGUCCCUCUGCUUGAAGCUCGACCAACACAGAAACCCUCAUAAAUUCUUUUCCUGCUUUUCAGGUGCUGUUCUAUUACAUCAAACAUCACCUACAACACCUAAAAGGACUUCCAGGAUUCCUCACUUCCUGCGUAUUCGCUGGAUCUUUGAGGUAGAAAUUCCGCGAUUUUAUUUAGCGCCAUCGUGAUGCAUGUCUCUUUGUAGCUUACUUCUAGUGGCUUUAUCGGUCGGUGCAAGUGAAUAUUGGAGUAAUUUUGCAUUGCACGUUAUUGUUUUGGAUUUGCUUUACUUCGAACUGUGACUGGUCUGAAAACCUCUCGUAAACCAAUCGGAUGCAAAACCUGUACCAGCGGCGCAAGUAGAUGUUUGAGCAAUUACCAUUUCGGGGUAGAAAAACAUGAUAUGUAGAGAGAUUUCUCUAGUUUGGAGGCAACGUUCAGUGGUUGGUCGCGCCACACUCGGUCAGCCGAUCAGAAGCAAUUGGUGAAUUAAUUAGUUCAGUGGUUGGUAUAGAAAACUCGCGCCACACUCGGUCAGCCGAUCAGAAGCAAUCGGUGAAUUAAUUAAGAGAUGGCGGUAAAUUUUUAAUUUUUUACCGCUUUUCUGCCAGCCUUUUGCACUUGUCUUUGCUUCAAUAUUUCACUGACUCAUUGCGAUACUGAUGUAUUUCUUCUUACUGACUGCAGUGACUAUAUUAGGCAUGCACCAGAUGAUAUCUCAGUCUUUUCUCUGUGUUUGAAGGACUAGACAUUUUCUCUUUCAGCUUCGUGUCAUCAGGGCUGAACUCUUUAAGCCUGGUCAUUUUGGAGGAUUUUUUAAAGAAAUGGUCAAGAAGGAUUGACGACUUCGAUUCGGUGAAAAGUUGCCAACUUGUCAGUAAGUAAACUUUCCAUUUUAAAACUUUUUCCAGGUGUAAUACCAUGCAUGCUAAAUUUGAGUUUGAUUUAUUUGGCUCAGCUGCGAUUCUGGGCGGGACAGUGAUGGUAGGAGCCUUUGUUCUUCACCAUGCAGGCGACGUGGUCUUACAGGUUGGUAAACAACCUUCUUAGUAUUACAUCUUUUGCAAUGGUCUAACUUACCAGCCAGUUUCACGCAGCUCAAGGGUGGAGCAUGGGACCGCGAAAUCCGAAGGGGUUUGGGCACAAUUCCGCGACGGCGACGCUUAGGCGAACGUCGCCUGAAAAUGAACUUUCAUUUCUCUUCAGAAUUUUCCCAGUUUCUCGAUGUUUUUCCCUUUCAUAAGAACUUAUCACCCUGCGCUUAUAAUUACGACUCCAAAUCCAACUCCGACUCCGUUGUAAGUGAAGCUAGCUUUAAAUUUCUUGUUGCGCCACGUUCUUAUUCCCGUCGCCGUCGUGAUCCCAACGUUAAAUGGGAUACUCGUCACUUAUGAACCUAAUGUUUGGGCUAUCACGGCCCAACUAGUCUGUUGGCGAGUGAGACAACAAUCGACGGGUGAUCCAAACGGAGGAGCGUGUGUUCAAUGCUUUUGCAAGAACUCAGAAGUUUGCUUUGUCUCAUUUUCGUGACAAGCUCGUUAACAUCUACUUCCAUUCCAAGAAAGCGUGAAAUAUUUACCAUGUUAAUAUAUUUUUUACCACUAAGGACGUGUUCAAGACCCUCGUUAAGGAAUUUUGAGUUUCUUUCGUGGCUCGCAACGAAGAUUUUACGAUGUUCCGACUUUGAAAGUGUGUUUUUUUCUUUCUUUUCUUUAUCAUAGGUGUUCUCUGGUUUGCUUUACAUCACCGGUGGCCCUUUACUUGGCAUCUUCACUCUCGGUCUUCUGGUGUCACGUGCAAAUGCAAAGGUAGCAAUCAAUCUCGAGCUUACGCUUGUUCGCGUUUCGUUCGUCCAGUUCAAAAUAUGAAAUCCGAUUUAAGCUACAUUUGUACUCGAGGCAAACUAAUAUUUCAAAGUUUUCUUAUAUCAAAGGGAUUGUCAUUUUCCGGAAGUAAAUCAACCUUAACAAUUACGAUCAAUCUCCUUCGAUUUCUUUUUUACAAUUCGAUGUUUUCACAAUAAACUUUGUUUUACCUGGAUAGCUCAAGGUGAUUACUCCUCUGCCAAAGAGCUGACCCCUGUUCACUUUCACCCCGCUUAAAGAGAACUGAUGAUCGUGUCAGUAGACUCUGAAGGCCACUGUGUACCUUCUAUAGGCUGCGCGUCUUUUCGUCUCAAAAUGUUUUUUAUUCCUACCUUAGGGCGCAUACCUUGGAGUGGUCAGCGGUCUGGCCAUGACAAUCUGGCUUUUUACUGGAGCCCAGCUUUACCCGCCAAAUGAAAACUUCGGCCCAGUCUCAAUCUCGGAAUGCUCCCCUGAAGUAUUCAACAAGUCUCAAGCAGCAAUGAUCAAUAACACGAAGAUCACAUACCAGUACGAGUAAGUAAAAAUCCUCGAAACUAAACUGACACAAUAAUAUAUUCUCUCGCCUGAACCUGAUUUCCAGUCAGUUACCAGUUGUUUCCUGGGGGUGGGGGACUUUCUGGAUUGGAUAAUACACUGAACACCCCCAUUCUCCUCUCCAUCAGGACAAUAACUGAAUACAAGCAAAAUAAACCGGAGAAAAUAGUGGAUGGAGGGGGGGGGGAAGAGAAAGGCUGAGGGGGUGGGGAUCUGGUAGGUUACUCUAAGACCAAGUUAGCUUCUUAUUCAGAGUAAGCAGUAUUACUCCUUGUCGAUUCAAUGGGAUAUAAUCGUCAUAGGCUCCGCCAAGUAAGCAAGUUAGUCUCCCUUUUUAAACUUUCCAUCUUAGAGGAAAACUUUGAAAACUUGCUUUUCCUGUGUUCGUGAGGGAAUCUCCCCAUUAUUUUUCGUUUUGUCGGAGACCGGGGUCGAACACAGGCAAGACUAUUUAUUGACAGAUUUGUGCGUGUGAGUGUAAUCAAGCUUAUUCUUUUGCACUAUGAGUUUUGUACAGACGUGAGGGAUUAAAUUGGUUCAGUUAAAAAACUUGUGAAUUGUGACUUUAUUGCUGCUGGAGGCAUUCAUGACAUUUUUUCGUUUUUAUUAUUUUUUUUUUCAGUAACCCGAUGGCUGGGUUUUACAGCACAUCGUACUUGUGGUACUGUGCCAUUGGUUGGUUUGUUACUAUGCUAAUAGGAACUGUUACAAGUUUUUUGUUAGGUGAGAGACAAAUAAAACAAUUAUGAGUAGUGUGUGAACCUUGUUCCCAGGACCUUCCCUGAGGUACCGCGUUUGAGACGACGCCAUGCCAAUGUUGUUGUGUCUAUGACCGGUAAAAAGUUGAAAUAUAUCAAAAAUUUGAGUCAAUGAUUUGUUUUCUGUUUGCUUCUGAGCUUGUUUGUUUGUAAUAGGCCAUUUUACAGUUGUGUGCUUAGUUACCAAGUCUUUGAUUUGGAAUGAGUUUGAAGUUGACCAUGUUGUGAUAGAGACUAGUAUCUAGUUUGCAUGAUAACUAAGUAAUUUACAUCUGAAAAGCAGCAAGGUUUGUAUCAUAACAAGGUCACCCUUAGCCUCACUCGUGUUCAAAGGCUUGGCAACGAAGAACGUAACUGUAAAAUGGACUAUUAAGUCUGCAGAGCCCUUUGUGCCAAAUGUGGUAUGGCAAACUCUCUUCGCGUCUGCCAACAAGGUGGGGAUAAUGCAUUCCAGACCCUUGGCUGAAAAAAAAAUGAGAGAUUCCGUUCAAGCGAUUACAUUCACUGUCUUGCGUGGAUCCUAAAUUACCGCACCUCAUUUGUCUUCGUCAUCAGAAACUGCAGAAGAAAGAAAAGUAGGCGUGGAUCCCAAGUUGUUAUUUCCAGUGAAGUUAUGGCUCCUAAGCUGGUUACCCAGCCAACGAAGGAGAUGGAACUCGAAAACAGGCCUGCCUAUGUCAGACGAUAAAGAGGACUGGGUUCAGCUCGGGGAGAGAAAGCAUGAUCCAGGUUGCAAAGAGCAGGUUGGAAGUCAUACUUUUAAUAUUUCUUCGUUGUUUCCCAACCGACAUUUGAAACAGACCUAAUUACAUAUCAUUUUCGUGAAAGGAACAGUUUAUGUUUUUUACCACGAGGUCUUUUUUGAGAACUUGGAGAUCAAUGAACGCAUUUCUUCACACGCCUGUCACGUUUUCCUCGGGCUUUGCAGCCCGCGCUACUCGUUUACCCAUGCCUCAACCCUUUGUAAGUUUGUUUCCCCACCCUUGGCAUAAGUAACAUCACGGGAGAUCAGAAAGAACGCGGCAUUUAUCAUGACAAUUUUCAAAUUGCAAAAAUUCUGCUUUGACGUUAAGGGACGUUGUGGCUUUGAAUGUAUAAAAGCAAUCCGCGUUGUUCUUAGGUAGCCAGCUAUUAUAAUGAAAUAUUUGUUUUUCUUAAAGUUGAUUGGAAAAAACCUCUUUGCGACCUCUUGAAACGACUCAAGAUGACGUCAUGUAUAGGAAUGUUUGUAGUAAUGUUUUUUUUUACCACAUUUUUUCCUUCUUUUUAAUUUCAGCUUCCAGUUGGAAGGAACUCAUAUAGAACCAGUGUUGCAUGAUACACGACAAGAUAACAAACAACAACAACAACAACAACAACAAAGCAAAGAACAGCAGUAACACUGAAGGUUUCAUCAAUAACAUUGACUGAGGUUGCCAAGAUAUGGAGCUAAAUAUCUUGUGAAAGUUCAGUGUAUGGAUCAUUUGAAACUUUGUUGCUAAAACUACAUUGUUAACAACAUAGAGCUGUCAGUGGAGUGCAAAGGUUACAAUGAAACUAUGCGCGUCAAUUGAUGUCCACAGACUUUGAAAAAAAGCAGUGGGGAGCUAAAGCAUUUGGGAUCACUUACAGAUACAAUGGACACAUUAUUUCAGCCUCUAUGAGGGUAUCAAUUUACAGUCAGAACUUUGCAUCCGGGAACUUAAAAGUCUACCAGUGAAAAUACUCAUUUUACAUUUAAACUAGCAUCCAUGAGGUUGAAGUCACAAGUAUAUUUUUCUAACAAUUAUUUAUUUAUAAAAAAAGGGAAUCUGCUUCAAUGUUUUUUUUUCUUGCCCGGUAUGGCGUUGAGAUACUUGGAGAAGCCAAAAAGGCAAAAAGAGAGGGGGAGGGGUUGGGAGGGGGGAGGAGCUAUUCUAAUUUUGAUGUUUGGUUACUGAACACUAAUAAAUUGAAGAUUUAUCAUGUCAUAUUCACCACUAGAGCUGACAAGGAGAACUUAUUUCAUUUACUAAAGGAUGAGAGCAGGAAAAAAGAAGUCACAAACACCAAUCAGAAGAAAGGAAGAUCCCUUUAACUCCCAAGAUCUAAUUGUUAAUUCUCCCCUGUAGCUGCUACACAUUUCAUUGUAAAUUAGUUAUGAGAACUUGGUGCUAGAUCAAGAUAGCAGCUUCUACCUGAUAAGUUUGAAUAUUUUCAUUACCUGUUUGCUGAAGAAUGUAUGGAUAUUGUAGGGAGAAGUUUUAUGUUAAUCAAUUCUGGGAGUUAAAGGGUUAAGAGCCGAUGAGAACUCAAAUUUCAACUAACCAAACCUUAAGUGAACAAAAUGCAGGCAGCUAAGUUGUGAUUGGUUGUAGUUUUGCAUCUGAUUGGUUGAGAGAUUGGUGCAAGUUUUCGAGCCCAAUCACAAAGUGAAGCAAAAAAAACAACAACAAACAAACAAACAACAACAACAUCAAUCUUGAAUUAUUUUCAAUACUCAAUUGAAAACUGUUCUAACACACUUACAGUCUGAUAAUUUAAACGCAAUUAUCACCAAAUUUGAAUCAUUUUUUCGUAAUAUUUACAAUAACUGAAACAGUUUAUGAUGUUGUAUUUUUGAAGGUUGGUGUAAAAUUGCAAUUAAAAACUAUAACAGGGGUUUCACAGA